CUUUUGCAUGUGCAUAAUUUUUGUGUCCCUAAAUUACCGCAUUAGGCGCAAUUUAGCAAAAAUAAUUGCUAUCAACAUUAUGUAGAUAUAAGCAUCAAUGUCCUGUAAUGCCCCUCACCAGAUAUAUGUUUUCUUUUGUUUUAUUUAUUUUAUUUUAUUAGAUGGAAAAGGAAACAUAAUCAAUGUCAAAUUAUACUGUAUAUACCCCCAACCCAGAUGGAUAUACUCCAUCAGUGGGAGUCUUCCAUUUGCUUGAACAAAUUCAUGAUGGGGCAAAUAGAGGUACGGGGAUCUGUGCAUUGUUCGCUUUGGCAGAGCAGAUAAUAGGACCAAAUAUACCACAGGACUUUAUAAACUAUGCUAUUGGAUUACAAAAUAAUUUAUUCGGAGGUUAUCCUACAACCAAAGAUGUUGCACCCUCAGGUCUAUUUGCAGGUAUAUUUGCAUUGGUGACUUUAGUACAUCUACUUAUCUUCAUAAUAAAUUUCACUAAAGGUCAUUACUUCUAUCUAACAUUGGUAUUUGUAUUUGCAUCUCUUACCAGAUUUGUUUCAUUUAUGCUUAGAUUGUUUUGGGCUCAGGCUAUUCAAAAAGUUAAGAUCGGUUUAACCGAUGAAGUCUUACUUGUGAUUCCUUCCAUUAUUCUUGUAUCCUUUAAUUUGAUUUUGGCUCAAAGACUUUUCACUUGGAGACAUCCUGUUGGAGGUUCUAGAAAGUUAUUUUGGGGAUGUAUGUUUGGUUUGUAUGCUCUAGUCAUCAUAAUUAUUGCUGUAACGGCCACUGCUUCAUUAGUUCCUUAUAUUGCAUUUUUGUCAACUAAUUCUUAUUUAGCUUGGCAACGAUGUGUCAUGGCAUCUUCUGUUUUGGUCAACAUAUAUACUUUAACAGCAAUCGCUUUAAUUGGGUUGUCUUUCUGGUUACCAACUACGAAGGAUGAAAACUUAUAUACUUAUCAACCUUGGUGGAUUGAAAGUUUCAGUCCAUUCUAUUUCGUGGAAGCUGGUGCAGCUCAAAGAGCUGAAGAAACAUUCAUGAAAAGAAAUCAUAAUCAUAGACAUGCAGUCAGAGUCAUCGCUGCCACACAUCAUCAUUAUAAAAUGGUUAAAGGUUUAAGUAACCAGAGAGGUGACUUAUCACAUAACACAUCUUUAUUAAUAAUAAGUAUAUCUACCUUGUUAUUAUUUGUCAGUAACUUUUUAAGAUCAGUAGCUGUAUUUCAAGGUAGAAUAAAUUACUUUAGAGGUCCAGUUGCUAAUCCAAUUCCAAUGUAUAUGGCUUGGGGUGUAUUUGAAUUCUUCGUUCAUUUACUCUUCAUAGUUGGGAGAGUUGAUCUUAGGUUUUAUAGACCAGAUAUAUUACCUUUAGUUGUGAGAUCAAUCAUUACAGCAGAACAAUCUGUUGUGGUAAGUGACGCCGAAGAUAAUCUGGAAGGUGAAGAAUUUGAAGGAGAUGAUGAAUUUGAUUCUUAUAGUGAAGAAGAUAUGGAUGAAGGUUCAUUAAAGCACUCACGGAAUGUUCCACCUAUUUAUUCAUACCCCGUAGAUGAGCCUGGAAGGUCGACCGUCAAAAGGGAUGAUGAAUCAGAAUUUUUCUUCUAAUAUGUUAUUCAAGGAUCUAAAACAAAUUACGGUAAUCGCACUUCACAAGUGGUCUUGUGGGGAAGCAUAUUUAUCAAUAUUAUAGAAAACGAUAAAGGAGAACAAAUAGUAUAAUCUCUUUUAAUAUAAUUAAUAUAAUUUCACUUAUUGCUGCAAAAUAGUGCAGAAAAGUAGAAAAAAUAAUUUUUUUGA
This is a messenger RNA of Scheffersomyces coipomensis, 1790 nucleotides long. Its product is annotated as DUF3112 domain-containing protein. The coding region runs from base 183 to 1598 and encodes 471 amino acids. The transcript has a single exon. The record is from RefSeq and is a predicted model, not a curated record. NCBI's taxonomy places the organism in Eukaryota, Fungi, Ascomycota, Pichiomycetes, Serinales, Debaryomycetaceae.